UUAGCAUGACUGCCUUCCUCCACCUGGCUCUUCUCUAACUUCUGGACUGUAAUCGACCUUGCUCAGAACUGUAUCUGGAAGGUAGAAAGUAUUUAAGAUCCAACUUCUGAAGUGGUUAUAUUUCAUACCUGUAUAUAUAGAUAUGGUGUCUAUACACUUAACACUGAAAGUUCCAUGAUGAAAAACUGAGGAUUCACACUGCUAAGAAGUCUCAUAUGUUGGUGUGCAAUAUGAAUGCAGCAGUCACCAGGGAUGCCGGGCAAGGAGGCACGAGGUGCCACUUAGGCUGGCACUGAAAAGGAUUUAACGUGGAUGGACUGAACAGUCUCAUAGAUAUUCUCUCAAAUUAGAUUUUGAGCCCUUCCUGUCAAGGCAAAGAGGAGGCGAGAGAACUCCAGUGGCAGUGUACACACACACACAGGGUGGAGCAGAAGAGGUUUGCUCUUUUUCUGAGCUCAGCCCCUUUGGGCCCUCCCUUUCCUGUGGGAGCCCCCACAAAGCUGACAGGUCCUAGCCUCCGCUGGGUUUCGAACAGCUGCCAGCCAGAGAACCAGCAAUCUUUGCCAUCCUGCUCAGUCUGCAACAGGAGUCUCUUCUGCAGUUUUUCAGUGACUGAUUUUUCCCCAGCAUCACAUGUAAGAUAAAAAGAGAGCCGUUUCUGAUGCUUGGAAGCUAUCCUUUCAGCCACAAAGAUGGUAAUAAAUCUUUGCCUCCCACAGUUCAGACCAAGAAUUUACUGCAACAAGAUUUCAGCUGAUGGCUAUGAAGUGGAAAAUCUCAUCUCGGAAGACCUCACAAAGAGAAGUCACGGCUUUAGGACAGAGUAUUUUAUUAAGCCACCAGUGUAUGUGACAGUUUCCUUUCCCUUUAAUGUGGAAAUCUGUAGGAUUCACAUAGACCUCACAGCUGGGGGAGGCCAAAAUGUCACUGGCCUGGAAGUGUACACAUCUGCCUUAUCCAGCAGAGCGUCUUGGCCUAGCCCUGAGCGCCGGACCCUGAGCCCAGCCGAGCCGUCCAUCCCGGACAAGGGGGCAUUCACCUUGGUAGGCAAAGUCUUGUUGAAAAACCAGAGCCAAGUAGUGUUUAGCCACAGGGGCUUCAAGGCCAGGCCACCAUUUGGCCCGACGGAAGCCACCCUCCCUUCCCCUGCUGUUGUGGCCCAGGAGCUCUGGAAUAAAGGACCUCUUUCCCUUAACCAUGUGGCCCAUCUCAAGAUCUGUAUCACCCACGUGACAGGCAGUGGCAUCCCUUGCAUCAAGCGGUUGGAAGUGUGGGGUCAGCCGGCCAAAACCUGCUCUCAGGAGGUGAUAGAUAGUGUCCUGCUGGUUGCCUCAGAGAACCUCCCUCAGGACUUGGCUCUUCAGGCACCAGACCUGCCCAUGGAGAGUGACUGUGACCCCGGGGGCCAGUCUGAGGGCCAGCAGGCCCCCUCCAGCCUGCAGGAGCUGGCUGAGGUAAUUCAGGAUGUGCCUGAGGAGUUCCUGGAUCCCAUCACCUUGGAGAUCAUGCCUUUCCCCAUGCUGCUGCCCUCAGGCAAGGUCAUCGACCAGAGCACACUGGAGAAGUGUAACCGCAGUGAAGCCACAUGGGGUCGAGUGCCCAGUGACCCUUUCACAGGGGUAGCCUUUACUCCGCACUCCCAGCCCCUGCCUCACCCCUCCCUGAAGGCGCGGAUCGACCAUUUCCUGCUCCAGCAUUCCAUCCCCGGCUGCCACCUGCUUGGGAGAGCACAGACUGCCCUGGCAGUGACCCCUUCUUCCAUUGCCAUGCCAUCUCGGAAAAGGAAGAUGGAGCAGGAUGAGCAUGCCCCGGAUGGUAGCCUUGGUGUCAGUGCUUCCUGCUUUUCUACCACAAGCCUUCUGGUCUCACCCACUACCUCAGAGCACACCUCUAAGAAAAUGAAAGCCGCCAGUGAGCUCGGUCUGACACACAUGGACUGCUCAACAGGGCCAAUGUCUCAUGAGCAGAAGCUGUCACAAAGCUUGGAAAUUGCCUUGACGUCCACCCUUGGCUCCAUGUCCUCCUUCACGACGCGGCUGACCAGGGGACAGCUCCAGCACCUCGGCACCAGAGGGACCAGCACUUCCUGGAGGGCAGGCACUGGCCCGGAGCAGCCUGGGAGCGUCCUGGGCCCCGAGUGUGCCUCCUGCAAAAGAGUAUGUUCUCCCUACUUCAAAAAGGAGCCCGUGUACCAGCUUCCCUGUGGCCACCUCCUGUGCCGGCCCUGCCUGGGUGAGAAGCAGCGCUCCCUGCCCUCGACAUGCACAGCCUGCCAGCAGCCAUUCGCCAGCCAGGACGUGCUGCGGGUCCACUUCUGAGUGCCUGGCCUCAACCUGAGAAGACCUGUUGUUGGGAGGAACAGAAGCGAGGGUCAUAGCUCCCUGAGGUCUGGCCAGUCCCAGGCACAGAGGGGCCUUCUCUUUCCCAAGGGCUUUCCCUUUAUUGCCUCCCACAGUGGAGCACAGGCCGGGAGUGGGGGGCACUCCACUCCGGCUUAAGUGGCAAUAGGAUAGCAAAGCCAUACUUUGGGCCAGGAGGGAUGGGGGAGAUGUCUCUGCCCUCCUGUACCUUCCUGCCACCCCCCUUUCUGCCAGAACCCAGGGCCUGCUGGAGCCAGCCCCACCCUGCUGAGGGCCCCCAAGUUAUUUGCACCCCCAAUCCUGCAGGGUGGAUAUGCAUGGAGCACAGUAAGACUGUGGCUCUGGGUCUCAGCCUCCGCCUUCAGUGCACCCAGAAGUGGACUGUGUGGGGUCUGCGGAGUGAAUGACUCGGCCCCCGACGGGCAGACUACAUGGAGCCUUAUAAAGCGAUGGUUAUGUCUUCUGGGGGCUUCCUCCUGAGUUGUCUGUCUGCCGUCAUACUCCUGUCCCCUCCUGCACCCGUACAGAAUGGGAUUGUCCCAGGGCGGCCGUCACAGGCACAGUCAGGCUGUAAUUCAGGUCAGAUGCCGUGUCGGGUUUGGCAGGUGGGUGUGCAAGGUGGGGAGGGAGGCUCGAGCGCCCUUCGUGGGGCUAGGUGCCAGCGCGCUUGGCUGUCUGGUGGCGGCGCUGGCUGUUGCCCGUGGGGAUGGCACCUUUUCUGUCUGGGGCCCAUUUCAGGAAAACUUGUUUGUAGGCCGCAUAUUUUUCCCCCGUACAAAAUUUAGUUUUAUGGAAUUAUGGAAUCACAGAGGGAAAAUAUGUUUUCUUAAUAUUGUUUGCUGUAUGGAAUAGAUUCUAGUCACUAGAAGAAUGUCAGUGAGAAACCACCGUGCUUUUCCGUGUCUGGCAAGGAAAAGCACAGAGAGGCUGCAUAUUUACCCUUGGGAUUCCAUCACAGGACCUGUGGAUGGGCCCUGGGGCCUCUUCCCGCCAGCUCCGAGCUUCCUGCUCUCUCCCUCCCCACAGGCCUGCUGGGGCGGGGGGCUCGGGGAUGGAGGCUGGCGUUCUCUCUGGUUUUCAAGCUUUGCACACCGGCCAGAGAGAACUCGU
Messenger RNA from Molossus molossus (Pallas's mastiff bat), 3470 nucleotides. RefSeq names its product U-box domain containing 5 (gene UBOX5). The transcript has 9 exons. Gene Ontology annotation, molecular function: ubiquitin-ubiquitin ligase activity; ubiquitin protein ligase binding. Bases 693 to 2318 code for a protein of 541 amino acids. Gene Ontology annotation, biological process: protein polyubiquitination. Gene Ontology annotation, cellular component: nucleus. The record is from RefSeq and is a predicted model, not a curated record. NCBI's taxonomy places the organism in Eukaryota, Metazoa, Chordata, Mammalia, Chiroptera, Molossidae.